AUCUUCUUGAACUUUCACCUAGGAAAAGUCUAGCAAGUUCACAGCCGACAAUCUUCAACGACAAAUAACGACCAAAUUUACCGGAGUACUUCCCCGACAACCCUUUAACCAACAACCAAACGGAAGUGCAGAGAUGGCCCCCACCAAGAAGACCAAGAAGACCGGCUCCGACUCCAUUAACUCGCGCUUGGCGCUUGUUAUGAAGUCCGGAAAGUACGUGCUCGGAUACAAGUCGACCCUGAAGGCUCUCCGUUCCGGCAAGGCCAAGCUCGUCAUCAUUGCUGGCAACACCCCUCCUCUCAGGAAGUCUGAGCUCGAGUACUACUCCAUGUUGGGCAAGUGCAACGUCCACCACUUCGCUGGAAACAACAUUGAGCUCGGUACCGCUUGCGGAAAGCUCUUCCGUUGCUCCACCAUGGCCAUUCUUGACCAGGGUGACUCUGACAUCCUGUCUUCCAACGCUUAGAGGAAGAACACGGAUGGGUUGGGGAAAGGUGGAUACUCGUGUGGAGACACACUUCGGUAGUCACGAAUAAAAAAAGAACAACCGAAUAUGAGAAUUCAAAUGUUCUACUGUGAUGCGUUCUUGCUUUAGCCAAACUGUGACCUUUUCUAGAAUUCUGUCCAUUCCUAGCCGGACUUUCCAU
Tricharina praecox is the source of this 647-nucleotide messenger RNA. RefSeq names its product 50S ribosomal protein L30e-like protein. The transcript has 4 exons. Gene Ontology annotation, cellular component: cytosolic large ribosomal subunit. Gene Ontology annotation, molecular function: RNA binding; structural constituent of ribosome. The record is from RefSeq and is a predicted model, not a curated record. Bases 134 to 466 code for a protein of 110 amino acids. NCBI's taxonomy places the organism in Eukaryota, Fungi, Ascomycota, Pezizomycetes, Pezizales, Pyronemataceae.